Messenger RNA from Oreochromis aureus, 3993 nucleotides. RefSeq names its product multidrug and toxin extrusion protein 1-like. Gene Ontology annotation, biological process: xenobiotic detoxification by transmembrane export across the plasma membrane. Bases 267 to 2009 code for a protein of 580 amino acids. NCBI's taxonomy places the organism in Eukaryota, Metazoa, Chordata, Actinopteri, Cichliformes, Cichlidae. Gene Ontology annotation, cellular component: membrane. The transcript has 17 exons. The record is from RefSeq and is a predicted model, not a curated record. Gene Ontology annotation, molecular function: xenobiotic transmembrane transporter activity; antiporter activity.
GGGAGAAACAGGGUGAACACUGUUUUGACCUGUUAGUGUUUAACUAUAGAAAUGUGCACUUGCACUUUGACUGAAAAAACAUUUUGCUUUGUUGAUGAAGACCAGUGAUUCUUUAAUGAUCAACCUUAUUUUUGACGCAGCUUGCAGUGUCCCGGCUUUUUUGGUGGGUCAGAGGUGGUGAGAUCACUGCUGCCAGUGCAUGUCCACUUUCAGAGACAAGGAGCAACGUGGGCAAGCAUAGCCUCGGUUAUUGAUUAAUACUCUGGAUGGAAGAUUUAGUAUCUGAAAGUACAUGUAGAGGGGUAAUUGGUCAGUCCAAAACAGACGAAUUGCCUCCUCCUGCUGCUCUCAGUGUUGACUCAUCCUGCAGAUCCUGCCUGAAAAGCAUCAAGCGCUGGGUGCCUUUGGACUACAAGCAUGAAAUGGUUCAGCUUUUAAAACUUGCGGGUCCUGUGUUCAUUUCACAAUUGAUGAGCUUCCUGAUCGGCUUCGUCAGUGCGGUGUUCUGCGGUCACCUGGGAAAGACGGAGCUGGCAGGGGUGGCGUUAGCAAUAGCAGUCAUAAAUGUCACAGGUAUUUCCAUUGGCUGUGGUUUGAUAUCAGCAUUUGAUACUCUCAUAUCGCAGACUUAUGGAAGUGGUAACCUGAAGCGUGUAGGAGUGAUACUCCAAAGAGGAGUUUUGAUCCUCCUCUUAGCCUGUUUCCCCUGCUGGGCUCUCCUUAUUAACACUCAGUCCAUUUUGCUUGCUGUCAGGCAGAGCACGGAGGUUGCAAGACUGUCGCAGCUGUAUGUGAAGAUCUUUAUGCCGGCUCUGCCAGCUGCCUUCAUGUACCAUCUGCAGGGGAGUUAUCUUCAGAAUCAGGGCAUCAUGUGGCCCCAGGUGAUAUCCGGAGCCAUGGGAAAUGUUUUAAAUGCUGUUAUCAAUUACAUCCUCCUCAGUGUUCUGGAUCUGGGGAUUGCGGGAUCCGCAGCUGCCAAUGCCAUCUCACAGUACUCCCUGGCUGUGUUUCUGUUUUUAUACAUCUACGUCAAAGAGCUGCACAUACCUACAUGGGAUGGCUGGUCUGGAGACUGCCUGCAAGAAUGGGGUUCCUUCUUCCACUUGGCCCUCCCCAGCAUGCUGAUGCAAUGUCUGGAGUGGUGGUUGUAUGAGAUUGCAGGGUUCCUGGCUGGUGUCAUCAGUGAAACAGAGUUGGCGGCUCAGUCUGUAGUUUAUGAAGUGGCUGUUGUGGUUUUCAUGUUUCCUGCGGGCUUUUCUGCUGCUGCCAGUGUAAGGGUUGGAAAGGCUCUUGGUGGUGGGAACACAGACCAAGCCAAGCUGUCCAGCAAGGUCUCCCUUCUCUGUGCAUUGAUUGUCUCAUGUUUCCUUGGAGCCUUUCUUGGUAUAGCCAAGGAUGUGAUUGGUUACAUAUUUACCACAGAGAGAGACAUUAUACAGAGGGUGGCUAAUAUCAUGAAGCUAUACAGUUUCAUCCAUGUUGCUGAGGCUAUUUCGAGUGUGACAGGAAGCAUUGUCAGGGGGGCAGGGAAGCAGAAGAUUGGUGCGCUGUGCAGCUUGGUGGGAUACUACCUCAUUGGGUUCCCGAUUGGAGUAUCUUUAAUGUUCCCCGUGAAAAUGGGAAUUUUAGGGCUUUGGACUGGGUUUUUAAUUAGUGCUUCUUUACAGUCCAUGUUUUUUAUAGUUUUCCUGUGUAAACUAAACUGGACGAAAGCCACUGAGGAGGCACUUGUAAGAACAGGAGUCCAUAUUACAGAGAGGAAUACUAAUGCUUCCCUCAGUGCCCUGGACCCAAGGGAAAAAUGCAUGAGGACCAGCCGAUCCAGUUCUCUGACUCCAGUAGAAGAAAGGCCAGAGCCACUCAGUUCAGAUCAGAAGCCCUUGGGCGCCGUGGCCUUAUCCACCAGGCAGCUGGUGUUACGGCGUGGUGCCACUGUGCUGCUAAUGUUCGUCAUCCUUGCUGCUGGAGUUAUCAUCAGCGAAGUUCUCAUCAGACUCCUUGAAAAGUGAUUGAAUAAUGUGUGCAGCACAAAACAAACAAACAAGUCUGCCUUUGGGAGUAUAUGUGACAUGUAUCAUAGUAAAGCACAUCUUAUAAACCAGCUUAAUAUUUAUCACAGGAUGUUCUGUCUGCACCCACAAUAUGAAGUAAUUAGGAUGACUGUGAAGACUGUGAAUUGCCCCAUCUCAACUAAUUCAUCAUUUAAAAUAUUCAGUCCAACUUUUACAAAAUUUUAGGCCAUUUUGUUUUCUGCACUUAGUGCAUCAGAUGGCAAAUAGCAACAUUAGAAUAAGCAGUAAUUACUGAGCUUUCUAAAAGUCAAACACUCUUCUUGGGGCUGAAUUAUAGCUUCAUUCCCUGACAUUACUGCACAAUCCAAAUGUCUUUAAAGUCACAGAAUAUUAUCUGCUUGCCAUUUUAGUAGUAGUAUUUGAGGUCAGUUUUCUAGCUCUUUCUAGAUCUAAUUUAAUCCAUAGUCGGAAAAAUAUAGUAAAAAAUAGGGCUUAACUGAAUGAAAAGCCAAAGUGAAAAUAGUUACUGUAUAGACAAGACUUUCUUUUUUAUAGGAACAUGCUGUGUAAGCUGCGCGCCAAUCGAGACUCUGAAAUAAAUAAAAUUUCCCAUCCUACAAUUCAUAGCCUGAAUGGAUGCCGCAAUUAGAACUAACAUGAUUAAAGGUUAUAUUUAGGCUACAGCACAUCUGUGGAAGGGUGCUUUCAUCAUCAAAAGACAGAAAUGCUACUCUCUUGCUUGGUUUAUCUUGCGUUCCUUUGAUCUGUGUUGCCAAAUUUGAUGAUAAUGAAAGGCCUGUAUGUGCUCACUGUAACAUGCUGGCUGGAUAAAGACAUGUCACCCUGAGCAAAUCAACCACCUGUUCCCUCUGCCCGAGCAGAUAACCAGCUCACAGCUGAAGCCUGCUCAUAAAUAAAGGAUUCAACCUGCUUAACAAUGAACAGUCAACCAUGUGGGAUUUUGGCAUGUAUAUGUGGUGUUUGUACACAGCUAUUAAUUAAAUAAAUUGACUGUCUGUCUGUAAUAUGUAAGGUUAGCCUGGAAUCAGUUAGCGCAAAGGCUAGUAAGAGGAUUCACUGCCCAAAGAUAACAAAAUCUGCAUUUAAAUACCUCUAAAGCUCACUAUCUACCCAGUUGUGGCCAGUGACCAAACCAGAGCCUGGCUCCUCCUUGUACAGUCUGUCCUAAAGCAAAGACCUGCUAUUGUGUUUGGGCCAGAUUUCAAUUAAUUCUUUUUUUUGGAGCAAGUCUGAAAACAAGUAAAUAAGAAAUCUGAUUUUUAUUUGAUUUUAAUCUGAACUCAACUGGCAUGAGAAGUUCCCAAAUUACGCUCAUAACAUGUUAAGUGAAUACAAAACAGGGGAACAGGUUUUGGUUGCUCUAGCUUUAUUUUUGCUACACAGAUGUAAAUCCUUUUCUCAUCAAGUGUAUUUCCCGACUACACUACUUUUAUUUUACUUGUGCUAAUGCUAAACGUUGAUGUCAAGCAGCUAAUGGACGGUCACACAGGUUAAAGCACGAUACAAGGCCCUGCACUUGCUACAGCUUGAUGUUUGCAACAGUACGGUUAAAAAAAACUUGCAUAUUAAUUUAUCAUUAUUCAACAUGUAAAUCAGGUUUGAUUCAUACAAGGUUACAUCGUCAUCCGAGCUUCAGUCUUGCUCAUCAGUGUAGAUAUUGCCACAGGCUCCUCACAGAGACCAUAAUCUUGGUCUGCUCACCUCCAGAGACUGCAAUCAGUAACACGCUGCGGCAUCAUUAACAAGUGAAAAGUGACUGUCUAAAGAUUUGCUGUCAAUAUCUUUAGACUGCAACUUAGUCUCUUUGGGAGUCUCAUAUUAACUUCUUAGGUGUUGUAACCACAAAGCACAAUAAUAUUCUUGAAUCUCAGUUAAAUUAUGACUCCAAUUAAUGCAGCAAUAUAAAGCCAGGACAGAGUUUAAAUGUCCAAAUUUAAAUAGAAAUAGUAUUAAAUGUUGA